AUGAACAACUCAAGUACCAUCAAUUCACAGUUCCAUUGUAGUUUGUUCAAUGAUAUUCCAUAUUUUUCAUGUGAUGGAGAGAUGAUAUAUAAUAUUUUCUGGCGACAAUGGUCAGAUUUGAUUGAAGAUAUCUGUUCGAAAGAAGUAUCCGAUGCCAUGGAGAAACAGAACUAUUCAAGCAUCUUUUCACACUUGAUCAAAACAGAUAUUCCCACAAUAAUUUUAACUAAUUACAUCAAUUAUCCACCGAGAUAUUUGAUAUAUACAAUUGUUGCACGAAUUAUCAGUUCAACACCUGCAUUACGUAAUGAGUUUUGUGAUUCAUUAGUUGAUAAUUUUCGAGAUAUUGUUGAUCACUCGAAAUCGAAGCGAUUAUUUAAGAUUUUGUUUUGUUUGUUCUCAGUUCCUCUUGAGAAAGAAGACUGGGGUAAUUUGUUUGUGUUUUUUUACAACAAUUUCUCAAUUUUGGCUCUUGAAAGUGCUAAAGGACCAUCUGUUAAAACAGUCUUUAAGUUUGUCUCUAAGAUUGUUUCUAAAUGUCCACAAGCACUUCCUUAUUCGAAACGGAAUCCGAUGUCAUUCCGUUUCUACAAAUUCAUAACAAACAUUUUGUAUCUCAUUGGAGAAAAUCUUUUGAAAGAUCUUCCAAGUCUUUCUGAUGUUCCGAAUUUCAACAACAAUCAACAAAGCAACUUAAACCUUAGUGACGCAAUUUCUCUUGUUGAAGCACACGACAUGAAACGUCGUCACACAGAUAAUGUCACAGUUUCUUUCGCUAGUAUUGGCGGAAACUGGCAUUUUGCAAGAAAAAUAUUGACUACUUUGAAUGCACUUUUCUUUAGUCCAUUUACUAAUUUCGGUAUCAUCAAUUUUUAUAAUGACAAAUCACAUGUUGAAGUAUUUAACAUGAUCAUGAACAGCAUGAAAUUACAAGAUGGAUCACCAUUGACACCAUUGUUAACUAUUCCUAAACUUGUUGAAGAAAUAUUGACAUUCUUCCGUGCUAAUUUUGGUGAUUGUCCAGAGAUUGUUUUGGAAGAACCUUUCCUUACUCUCGCAUUCCAUUUCACACAGUUAGGAUUGAUAUCUAAUAACAUAGAAUCAAUAGGUCAAUCAUUCAAUGUUUUGAUUGAAAUGCUUAACCACAUUCCUAAUGUUAUUUCAUUACAAAAACAUGUCAUCUUGUCAUUUGGCGUUCUUUUGAACAUUUCUAACAGUUUGGGAUGUGAUUUCCUUGCAAGAUACAACGAGAAAGAUCCAGAAUUCAUUCCGAAUUUGAUUGAAUCUAUUUCAAGUAACAUCCCAGAUCACUUGAAUGAGCCUUUCAAACAGACAUACUACAAGUACAUGAAUGAGAGUGGUAGUGACAAAUUCAGUCUUAAUCUUAUGAACUUCUUUGAUGAUGUUAGCAACAUGAAGAUCCAACUUAGUACUAUUGAUGGAUUUUCAGAAUUCUUCCAAUAA
Trichomonas vaginalis G3 is the source of this 1464-nucleotide messenger RNA. RefSeq lists its product as uncharacterized. NCBI's taxonomy places the organism in Eukaryota, Parabasalia, Trichomonadida, Trichomonadidae. Bases 1 to 1464 code for a protein of 487 amino acids. The transcript has a single exon. The record is from RefSeq and is a predicted model, not a curated record.